UUGUAGACAUGAAGUCCAUCCUCUCUCUCUCAUCUGUUCUGUUGUUUGUAGAGCUCUGCUCAGGUGAGUGGUGCUACCAGAGUCAGUUGUCCUGUCACGACACAUGUAGAGGGCCUUCAGAGUGGAAGAAUAAUUUUCCUAAUUGUGGAGGUCAGAGACAAUCCCCCAUCAACAUUGUCACAGGCAAAGUGAAGCAUGACCCAAAACUGACCAAUUUUAUCUUCGAGGGCCAUGAGAAAUUGUUCAAUAUGAGUGUGGAAAAUCAUGGACAUUCAGCUUAUUUCUCACUCCCUCAAUCUGUGCGUAUCCGUGGAGGAGGUCUGUCAGGCACAUACAAGGCUGUCCAGUUCCACCUGCACUGGGGAGAGAACGGCGGCCAGGGCUCAGAGCACUCUGUGGAUGGAGAGCAAUUUCCUAUGGAGCUCCAUAUUGUUCACAUUAAAGAAAAGUAUGACAGCUUAAAAGAGGCUCUAAAUGACUCUACAGGGGUGGCAGCAUUUGCCUUCUUUUUUGAGGUGACUUCUGGGCAAAACAAACACCUUGAGAGAGUCAUAGAUGCUUUAGGAAAAGUCCGAUAUGAAGGGAACAGCAGUGAAAUUGAAGACUUUAGACUGACCGACAUCAUCCCUCAGGCCAGUAAACUAAGCUACUAUCGGUACUUGGGUUCCCUGACUACACCAGACUGUGACCAGGCUGUUGUGUGGACAGUCUUCAAACAGACUCUGCCCAUAAGCAAAAAACAGCUGAUGUCAGUGGACAAACAGCUGUUAUUCGGAACAGGAAAACCGAUGACUGGAAUAUUCCGUCCUGUGCAGAAUCUGAAUGGACGAGUUGUGUACACAUCUGUGCCAGCUCAGGGUCUGUGUGUCCUGCCCAAUCUAAUCACCCUGUUUCUGUGCCUCUUUUGUGUUUUUGGACAACAAAGGUGUUUGAAUUGAAUGGUAGAGACAAUGUCUCUUUUAACACAGAAUGUUCCAUAUUGAAUUUCCAGAAAAAAAGUAUACCUAAUCAAUCUUUCAAGCUCUGAACUGAAGGUGCUGGAAAAGAUCUCUGCCACUUUGCUAAAGCGGUGAAACUUGACAAUGGAGAAGAGGUUUCUUAGUUAUUUUCUGUUCAAAACUAUUAAUUGUCUCACUCCCUGUUGAAAAAACAGCAUAUGGGUCAUUCUAUAAUUGUACAUCUCAUGUCCAUGAAGUAUAUUUUUAAUCAUCAAUAUUUUUCUCAGUCACACUAUUAUAUGUUGAAAAAGUCAUAUAUUUUGUUCAAAAAUGAUGUUCAUAUCACAUACAACGCUGGUAUUCAACUGUCCGAUUUUGUAAAGUUGCUCAUUCUACUCUGCAUUUAAGCAUGAAAAUUACCUCAAAUAUAAAUUAAUUUCAUAGUUUUGCCUUCAGUUAGAUUAGGUUAUCAAGACAUUAGGGUGUGCACUCAAAAAUAAUAAGUGUUUAUUGUGAUAUAACUUGUUUUAUUUGUAUCUGAAAACAUUGUCAACUACUAGAAAGUAGUACCGCUAGAAACCCCCCCUCAAAAAGGAAUGGUUUGUCCCAUUCUCGCAUAAUUUGCAGUAUGAUGAUAUUUCGUCUAGAAGCACAUGGAUAAAACACUAUAAGCUCUCUCUCUUUCCCCUAAUAUUGGUUAAACUAGCAAACCUGUGUCAAGAGUGGAUUCAUUUACUGUCAGCAGUGUCAACCAAAUAUAAUUGCUGCAAACUUUAACAAGACAAUUUAACUAAAACUUAAAAUAUAUUUCAAAACAUACCAUAUGCUUAGUAGUUCUAGGCUUUCGUGUCGAGUAUAGGCCCAAGACACUAAAAAAUGUCAACUAAGUUACCUGUCAACUGUGUUACCCAGUAAAGGUAACAUGGUGGACAGUAUUAAACAUAGAUGGUAUUUUAUGCACAUAUUCCUACAGAUCAUAUUUAUUUAUACAGAACUUUAUACAAUAUAGAUUGUUUUAAAGCAGUUAUAUAAGGUCAUUUUUGGGAAAAAGGAAAACUUUUUUCUUUACAUUGUCAAAUUCUAAAUGUACCCCUAAUUAUAGAACGACCCAUAUGCUGGUUAGGUAUGUUUUGAAGCAUGGCUGCUGGUUUGAGCUGGUUUAAGCUGGUUCUUAGCUGAUCAUAUGCUGGUCCUAAGCAACUAGCUCCUGCUCAGGACCAGCUUAGGACCAGCUUAAAGGAGAAGUUCACUUCCAGAACAAAAAUGAACAGAUAAUUUACUGAGCCCCUUGACAUCCAAGAUGUUUGUGUCUCUCUUUUUUUAGUCGAUAAGAAAUUAUGUUUCUUGAGGAAAAAAUUUCAGUAAUGUUCUCCAUAUAGUGGACUUCAAUGGUGCCCCCAAGUUUGAACUUCCAAAAUGCAGUUUAAAUGCAGAUUCAAAUGGCCCUAAACGAUCCCAGUGAAGGAAGAAGGGUCUUAUCUAGCAAAACGAUUGUCAAUUUGUUAGAAAAUGACCAAUUUAUAUACUUUUUAACCUCAAAAGCUCGUCUUGUCUAAAUCUGUGUGAACUCAGUUUUUUCCCGGUUUAAUACGGUCAAUACAGUUAGGGUAUGCCAAAAAACUCCCAUCUCGUUUUCUUCCCUAACUUCAAAAUCGUCCUACAUCGCUGCAAAAAUACCGACCCAGUGUUAACAAAGUGAACAUGCGAAGAAGAUCAAAAACACUUUACAAAAGAAACAUAAAACAGCAAUGUAGGACGAUUUUUGACUUCUUUCUCGGCUUGGAUCGUUUAGAGCCAUUUGAAACUACAUUUAAACUGCAUUUUGGAAGUUCAAACUUGGGGGCAGCAUUGAAGUCCACUAUAUGGAGAUAAUUCCUGAAAUGUUUUCCUCAAAAAACAUAAUUUCUUUAUGACUGAAGAAAGACAUGAACAUGUUGGAUGACAAGGGGGUGAGUAAAUUAUCUGUAAAGUUUUGUGAACUUUUUUAAACUAGCAGCUAUGCUUCAAAACAUACCUAACCAGCAUAUGCUGGAUUUUUCAACAGCGAUGGUAGCUCUUUUCAUGUCUUCAGAUAUUCUCCUUCAGUCCUGGCAGCUUUAUCUGGCUUUGAUCAUUUCAGUAUUCCCAUCCAAUUCCAUUACUUUUUUUUGGUUGUUCACGAUUACUGGAUUUAAAGUGUUUUAAAAUAAUUUUAUAGAUAUCUGCUGGGAAGGAUUUCCAUUUAUAUGUCAUCGUACCAAUAAUUAUACUUGUGUAUAAACAUCUUGGGAUUUGAAUGUGGCUCACUUGAAGCUUUCUGAUCUUCCAUUUAAAUGAUUUCAUGUACAUUUCAAUGACUUUUCCAUUGCUUACAACAUUUUAAUAACAUUUUCAUGAUUUACCAAGCCUGGAAAUGGCAAUUUGUAAAAUGUUCUGAUGUUUAUCUGUCUGUAAAUAGAGUGUUUCAUAUGGCUGUGAUUUGAUGAACUUCACACAAACAUGUAAAACAAAUUGUGUACAUAAGCAGGGCAUGUGGAGUGUAAAUUGUACAUAAUUAAUGUUCCAAAGGUGUUAAUAAAAGUUAAAAAUGAA
Labeo rohita (rohu) is the source of this 3509-nucleotide messenger RNA. RefSeq names its product carbonic anhydrase IV c (gene ca4c). The record is from RefSeq and is a predicted model, not a curated record. Gene Ontology annotation, cellular component: plasma membrane. NCBI's taxonomy places the organism in Eukaryota, Metazoa, Chordata, Actinopteri, Cypriniformes, Cyprinidae. The transcript has 8 exons. Gene Ontology annotation, molecular function: zinc ion binding; carbonate dehydratase activity. The coding region runs from base 9 to 938 and encodes 309 amino acids.